CAGCUUAGAAUCUAAAACAAAACCGUCAUUUUUAUAUAAAAUAAAACAAAACGGUCAAAAUCUAGUUUUAUUUUGUUUUGUUAUGAACGCUGGAUUAACGACCCCCCCGGGGACCGACGACGAAAAAGUCGAGAAAAUGAAGAUAUGAAAGUUCCGAUGCUGGUCCCUGAUGAGUGAAGGGGGACCCGUUUUUCACUCAUUGACUUCAAUUUCAUAACGACAUCUGCUCUCCUUUAUCAGGCUUCUUCUUCACUCUUCAUCACUGACCAUCUCACUUGCAACCUGAACACAGCUUCAUCGACAAGUUCAACACACACACACAUCACAACCACCAUGUCCGAACAAGUAAUCGUCGACGCCGUCGUCACCCACAACGAGAAACAAUCCCCCCUCGGCCCCGGCUUCAAGCGCCUAACCGAGCAAAUCUACCUCCAAGAAGCUCCCGCCUCCUCCUCCAUGCCCUUGUUGUCCCCCUCAUCAGACCCAACCACCAUCCUCCUCUACGGCUGGGGCGACGCCCGGCCCAAACACCUAGCCAAAUACGUCGACGGGUACCGCGCCCUCUUCCCAGCCGCCAAGUUCGUCGUGGUCCUCUGCCCCAUCCUGCGCUGCCUGUACCAAACCCUCGAAGCCCGCUCCAAAGCCAUGACCCCCGUCAUCUCCGCUUGCUUCGGUUCUCUGGAGUCUGCCGCCGACCGCAAAUCCGUGGUCGAGGCUUCGCCCACCAACAACAACAGGAUCCUGGUCCAGGUCAUGUCCAACACGGGCGGCAUGUACUUCGCCGCCACUUUAAACGCCUACCGCCAGCGUUUCGGCGAGGAGGCCUUCCCCCAUCACAUGCUCGUCCUCGAUUCCACUCCCGGCAGCACUUCCUUCCUUCAAAACGCCGGGCCAUGGUCGCGCGCGAUGGCGCUCGGCGCCUCCGCCUCCGGGUACUUGCCCGGCCUGCCGUUCAUGGUCACGCAAGCGCUGGCUUGCAUGUUCCUGGCUGCGCUGCACGGGUUCGGGUGGUUGAUUGGCGCGUCGAGCGCGGCGGCUUACAGUGUCGCGGCGGUGAACAACGAGGAGCUGUGUGAAAGGGGAGCGAGGAGGUUGUAUGUGUACUCGAAGGAGGACGAUAUUAUUUACUGGAAGGAUAUCGAGAAGCAUGCGGCGCAGGCGAGGCAGAGGGGGUAUGAGGUUGAUAUGGACAUGUUUGAGGGGACGCUGCACGUGGGGCAUAUGAGGCAGCAUCCGGAGCAGUAUUGGGGAGCGGUGGCGAAGACUUGGAGGGAGGCUGUUGCUGGGUUGUGAGGGGUGGUGUCUGGUGAAGGGGGGGAGACGUUGUGGGAUGAGUCUGUCUGGGUUGGGAUCGACUCGCGGGUACUAAGGAGGUAAUGUGGUUGAUGAGUUUGGAGUGUGAGAUAAAAGAACAGUGGUUUGCAGGCGCUUUGGAUAUUAGAAGGCAUAUUAGAGCAUUAGAAUUGGGAUUUCUGGGAUAGUUGUUAAAGAACUAGAUGAUGGAAUAGAUGCAUGGGCGCUUGAACCUGAC
Messenger RNA from Neurospora tetraspora, 1531 nucleotides. RefSeq lists its product as uncharacterized. NCBI's taxonomy places the organism in Eukaryota, Fungi, Ascomycota, Sordariomycetes, Sordariales, Sordariaceae. The record is from RefSeq and is a predicted model, not a curated record. The coding region runs from base 334 to 1293 and encodes 319 amino acids. The transcript has a single exon.